This is a messenger RNA of Brienomyrus brachyistius, 3185 nucleotides long. Its product is annotated as prosaposin receptor GPR37-like. The record is from RefSeq and is a predicted model, not a curated record. Gene Ontology annotation, molecular function: prosaposin receptor activity; G protein-coupled peptide receptor activity. The coding region runs from base 856 to 2619 and encodes 587 amino acids. Gene Ontology annotation, cellular component: signaling receptor complex; plasma membrane. Lineage: Eukaryota; Metazoa; Chordata; Actinopteri; Osteoglossiformes; Mormyridae. Gene Ontology annotation, biological process: positive regulation of MAPK cascade; adenylate cyclase-inhibiting G protein-coupled receptor signaling pathway. The transcript is spliced from 2 exons.
GAGCGGCUGAAACAUGCCCGAUCGCGCCCAUCCAGUUAAACUGUUUUAGGCUUGUCAAAGCCGCCAACUGUAGUCGGUCGCGUCCUUUUCUAAAAUGAAAGAUAAAGUACUGGAACUGCAGCCUUGUUGCGAAACCUGUUCAUAAAUGCCAAGUGAUUACACGCUUUUUAUCAGAUGGUAUUUUUUAAUGAAAUGCAACAUAAGCUUUGUCGCUGCGUAGAAGUAAGCACAGCUGGAAUAAUAGCAAUUAUACUUUACAGUUCAUUUUUGAAUAGGCUAAUAAAUAAAAGUCUGUAAGUUUGCCUCUCCCUAAAAUCUCGAAGACACGGAUCAGUUUGCGCUACUUUGCGUGCAUGCAUGCUGAUCUAUCUGCAGGGGCUCCGCUGUGGGACCUGCGGUGACAGGAGCCGCCGGGGACCCGCUUUCCUCCAUAUCCUCUGGGUCGCAGGUCCUCAACAUCUUUCCGGGGACGGGAAAGAGACUCACUGCUGGGAAUCAGACUCAAAGUGCCCCCCUACUCCCAAGAACCGUGAAAUGUGUUUUUCCGGCAACAAGCUCCUCCCGUCGUCUUUCGAGCUACGGAACCGUCUGCGAAGUAACUGUGAGUAAGAAAUGUUAACAUCCAGAUCAAAGUGGGUGCAAACUAAAGGGACGCGGUAGGAAGCUGCCCGAGCCCAUUUCAUGCACAUAAAGGGAAUAAUUCGCACACGGGCGACGUUUCCUGCAGUGCUGAUGUCUCUACUCUGAACAGACUUUCUUACUCCUAUCUGACGUCUCUCAUGUGGUCGCAGUGUGUAAAUGAGCCUAAAUAUCCUCGCGCUGUUGAGUGUAGACUUGCUGUAGGGGUUUUGCACCAUGCCGGAGAUAUACAUUCGCAUCACUUUCUUUCUCGUGUGGAGUUUCUGUGUCUUAAGCCAUGGACAUGAUAGCGCAUUGGGGAAUAGCGUCCCUCCGAUGAAAUACCACCCGAGUGUCGGAGACGAAGGUGCGCAGCAGGGCUGCGGCCGGAGCCGGAGGGGGCGCGGAGCGGGACCCGCCGCAGGUGCGUCCCGGGUAGCCGGCGGUCCUUUGGUCCACAACCCCACGGCCACCGGCACCGAAAGCCAGAGGAUGGCAGCUGUGGAAAAGGGGCGAUCGCAGCACAGACAUCUGCUGAAACCUACCGAAACCGAAAGUUUGCAUUCUGGAGGAAGGAUGGAAAAGUUUCCCUCUGCCGUGGCCGCUAAUAUGGAAACGCCAGGUGGCGAUUAUACCGCCCCAAAGCCCCUGUGGAUCAGAAAGCUGAGAGCGGAUGAGAGACAUCAGAGGCGAAAGAGAGCAGCAACAGAUAGACGGAAGAAGAGUGGGCAGAAGAAGCAGCCGGAGACACUGCCGAGACCUUUGGCCCUAAACCUGACCACUGACAUCCCCUUCGAAAUGACCAGAAAUCCGGACAUUUUCCCAGAUGACGAUUUUUUUGAUGUGACCCCACUGAUUCCUCUGCUUACGCGGGGGAGUACAAGCAGGUUGAGAAAUCCCUUUUACCCCGUAAGCGGCGAGUCCUAUGGAGCGUAUGCCAUUUUGUGCGUAUCUGCAAUUAUUUUCAUCGUUGGAAUAUUGGGCAACAUUGCAAUUACGUGCAUUGUGUGUCAAAAUUUCUACAUGAGAAGCAUCUCCAACUCCCUUUUAGCCAAUCUUGCAUUGUGGGAUUUCAUGGUCACCUUCUUCUGCUUGCCGCUAGUUAUAUUCCACGAACUGACGAAGACCUGGCUCAUCGGCGAGUUCUCCUGCAAAAUCGUGCCUUAUAUCGAGGUGGCCUCCCUGGGCGUGACCACCUUUACGCUGUGCGCGCUCUGCAUCGACCGCUACCGCGCCGCCACCAACGUGCAGAUGUACUAUGAGAUGAUGGAGAACUGCGCCUCCACCUCGGCCAAGCUGGCCGUGAUCUGGGUGGGGGCAUUACUGCUGGCGUUGCCUGAGCUGCUCCUGCGCCAGCUAGAGCGGGCGGAGGAGGGCGGCGAGGAGGGCGGCGAGGCGGCGGCGGAGCGCUGUGUGGCUCGCAUCUCCACCGAGCUGCCGGACGCCGUCUACGUGCUGGGCCUCACCUACGAGGGGGCGCGUCUCUGGUGGUACUUCGGCUGCUACUUCUGCUUGCCCACCCUCUUCACCAUUGUCAGCUCGCUGGCCACGGCGCGCAAGAUCCAGCAUGCGGAGCGGGCAUGUGUGCGCGGGACCAAGAAGCAGAUCCGUCUGGAGAGCCAGAUGAACUGCACGGUGGUGGCGCUGGCCAUCCUCUACGGCCUGUGCAUCGUGCCGGAGAACAUCUGCAACAUCGUGUCGGCGUACAUGGCUGCGGGAGUGCCCCAGCGCUCCAUGGAGGUGCUGCAGCUGCUCGGUCAGCUGCUGCUCUUCUGCAAGUCGGCGGCGACGCCAGCGCUGCUGCUGCUCCUGUGCCGGCCGUUCGGGCGCGCCUUCCUCGACUGCUGCUGCUGCUGCUGCGCUGAGUGCGGCCACGCCCGGUCCUCGGCCGCCGCCAGCGAAGAUGGCGAGCGGGAGUGCACCGCCGAGCUGGAGCUGUCGCCGUUCAGCACCAUCCGCCGCGAGGCGUCCACCUACGCCCCCGUGGGAACGCGCUGCUGAGGCCGGACAGCCGCUCGCUCCACACCUACCCACUUUACUGUAGGACUGUUCAUCUCUCUUCAUAGGCAGAAAAAAAUACUGAACCCACAUCCAUAUGGCGAAAACGCUGCGUUUGUUACCAGCUGCCACUUUUUCUUGUUCCUGCCAGGACUGAUCUGGGGGUAAAUUUCAGCCCUAGACUUUGGGGUCCCUCAUGGCCCCACAGUAAAUUUUGACAACUAUAUGGGGGGCAGUAACAAUAAAUUUUGCCAGUCCCCCCAGGAAAUGGUGCCCAGGAUGCUGAUUGGCCCAUCCAUCCCUGCUUCCUGCAAAUGCCAUUUGCUGUGAUGAUGUGAUAUCGUACUCAUUGUAUUGUAAUGAUUAUAGCACACAGCGUAUGUAUUUUACCGUGGUAAUGGAUGACAUUUUGGCAUCUCAAAAAUACAAUAUUCCAUGUGUUUUAACCUAUGUUACUUUUCAUUGCAGAUCAGUUUAUCGCCAUGGACAUUAAAAUGCCAGUAAUGAUAUUGCUGACUUUGCCCCACUUGCAUCUUCUCCUUGUUUAGUUAAAAAGAAAAACAUAGUCA